GUCUGGUGUCUGAAACACACACACAAGUUCAUUUUCAUAGCUUAACCUUCCACGGAUGGUUGGCACAUGAAUCCAUGCAGAAACAGAGACACACACUUCUAUAUAGGGCGUCUUACACACUCUCAUCGUUUCCAAGACUUUAACUUUGUGUGGAGGGCACAAAUACUAUGUAAUGCUUUAUUUUCACGCACAAGAGCACUCGAGGGUCUUCACACAGCUUUCAGGAUGAAUUCCACAGAAACACAAACCAACAUAUCCACGUCCAGCAGCCCUUUGACGACCACGUGCUCAGCGUCAGACGAUCCCCACCCAGACUACCACAAUGUCCUCCUGGCCAUCUACUCUGUGGUUCUGCUCAGCGGCACCAUCAGCCUGACCAUGAUGGUGUACUUCAUGAAGUCCAGCAACACGUCCAUCACCUCCAUCGCCGUUCUCAACCUCAUCUUCUCCCACUUCAUCUUCCUUGUCACGGUUCCUUUCAGGAUUUACUACUAUGCCACCGGAUGCUGGCAACUGGGCGAUGGGUGGUGUAAAGUGGUCAGCAGCAUGAUCCACAUCCACAUGUACAUGUCCUUUCUUUUCUAUGUGAUCAUCCUCAUAACGCGCCUGAUGGCGUUCUACCACAGAGCAGGGCAGGCCGCGUCCUUCCAGAUGAUUCAAGCACUGCUGAUCAGCGCCGGGGUGUGGGUAGUGGUGCUUGUCGCGGUUCCUUCCAUAAUUACAUUUUCCUAUGGCAAAGACAGGGACACCAACUCAACACAUUGCUUCAAGUUUGGGGAAAGCAUCAAAGCUGGCGCCAAAGUGAUCAACUACAUCAUAAGCACAUUGAUCAUUGUGGUCGCAACCGUGCUGACAGUCCUCCAAGCCAACGUCCUCAGGGUUUUAUACAGGAAACAUCACGACGGAUGCACCUCUCAGCAGGACUUUGGAGCUCAGGUGAAGAGCAUGUGCUUCGCCCUCGUUAUGGUGGUCUGCUUCAUCCCUUACCACAUCUUCCGGCUGCAUUACUUAGAGCAUGUAUCUGCUAUGCAGAGUGCAAAUGAGGUGUUUCUGAGUCUGACCACUUUUAACUGUUUGGACAUGCUCACCUUCUUGGGAAGGAGAAACUGUUACAUGUGCUUCCUGGGGAGGGAGGGUUGAAAACUGCUCUGGUGGGGAGGGGGGAACUGCUUACUAGCCUUUUUGGUGGUGUUGUCAAGAUCAAUUAUUAUGGAGGUCAAAAAAAGCUGCAAUGGAAGAUUUCCCCCCCCCCCCCCCCCAAAAAAAGCAGGGUUGUUUCGAAAAAAUAGAAAUACAGAAAGCAGUCACAGUGAAUUAUAACAACUGAGAACAAGCUGGAAAUGUUAAAAGCAUGAUGCAAAAAAAGCCAAGAGAACUGAACAGAAAAUAUGAUGAAAAUGAAGAGUUUGUCUUUUGUAUUUAUUUCCUUUUUGUGUGUGUGUGUGUGUGUGUGUGUGUGUGUGUGUGUGUGUGUGUGUGUGUGUGUGUGUGUGUGUGUGUUUUUCACUUGUUAUCAUUUGUGUUUGUAGGGUAUUUCUAAAUUUUUUCUAAGGUUUGUAGGGUAUUGUUUCUAAAAUUAUCUUUCUUCAGCGUGUUUUAUUUGCAGCCCUUCUCCUCUGUUGCAUUUGUGUUGGACCUUUGUUUUUUUUUGUUUUUUUUAAAAUGUGCAACAUGUUUCUCCUGAUGAAAAUCUUUUUGGCGGUUGCAACAUGUUUUCCCUCCAACCAAGAAGAACAAAGCUUCUUUUCUGAGUCGUAAACAGAUGAACCCCUCUUGUUUUAUUAAUGCUACCACAUGUAUGAGAGCUCAACAUGACUUGACUCAAAGUGAAGGAUCUCUUGCCAUCUGGUGGUCUGCUGUGUGUACUACACAUGCUUCAAGCUUAAUAUUUGUAAAAGUAGCUUAUGGCAUUGGUCAUUAGACGGAAUCAUUUUUCAUCCCAAAUAUAACUUCAUGUCAAAAGACUUUUGGAAAUGAAAAAUAAAUGUGUCACUGUAUUUGCUAACA
Messenger RNA from Labrus mixtus (cuckoo wrasse), 2007 nucleotides. It is a transcript of the gene gpr141, whose product is annotated as probable G-protein coupled receptor 141. Gene Ontology annotation, biological process: G protein-coupled receptor signaling pathway. The record is from RefSeq and is a predicted model, not a curated record. NCBI's taxonomy places the organism in Eukaryota, Metazoa, Chordata, Actinopteri, Labriformes, Labridae. Gene Ontology annotation, molecular function: oxysterol binding; G protein-coupled receptor activity. The transcript has 2 exons. Bases 67 to 1140 code for a protein of 357 amino acids. Gene Ontology annotation, cellular component: membrane.